Messenger RNA from Neoarius graeffei (lesser salmon catfish), 2856 nucleotides. RefSeq names its product potassium channel tetramerization domain containing 5a (gene kctd5a). Gene Ontology annotation, molecular function: cullin family protein binding. Gene Ontology annotation, biological process: protein homooligomerization; proteasome-mediated ubiquitin-dependent protein catabolic process. NCBI's taxonomy places the organism in Eukaryota, Metazoa, Chordata, Actinopteri, Siluriformes, Ariidae. The transcript is spliced from 6 exons. The record is from RefSeq and is a predicted model, not a curated record. The coding region runs from base 54 to 728 and encodes 224 amino acids. Gene Ontology annotation, cellular component: Cul3-RING ubiquitin ligase complex; cytoplasm.
GUUCCUGUCGCUCCGGCAGAGACCGAGAGUGCGGAAUAAGAAGCGGAGGUGGCAUGGCGGAGAAGAGCCCUGACCCGAGCGGCUCUGUGGCCCGGAGGUGUCUCGGCUUGUGUGCGGCUGACCGGAUACACUCACCCACAAGCGCCGCGGCCAAGUGGGUUCGCCUUAACGUCGGCGGCACGUACUUCCUGACCACCAGGCAAACCCUGUGCAGAGACCCCAAGUCGUUCCUGUACCGCCUGUGCCAGGCCGACCCGGACCUGGACUCGGACAAGGAUGAAACGGGUGCGUACUUGAUCGACCGGGACCCGACUUACUUCGGUCCAGUCCUCAAUUAUCUGAGACAUGGAAAGCUGGUGCUCAACCGAGGCCUUGCAGAAGAAGGUGUUCUAGAAGAGGCUGAGUUUUAUAACAUCACUUCGUUGAUAAAACUAGUGAAAGACAAAAUCAGGGAGCGGGACUGCAAAACGUCUCAGCUUCCUGUAAAACAUGUCUACCGAGUCCUCCAGUGCCAAGAGGAGGAACUCACUCAGAUGGUCUCUACCAUGUCUGACGGCUGGAAGUUUGAACAGCUGGUCAGCAUCGGCUCGUCGUAUAACUACGGAAACGAGGACCAGGCGGAGUUCCUCUGCGUCGUGUCCAAGGAGCUGCACAAUCAGUCAUACGGCACAAACAGCGAGCAGAGUGACAAGGCGAAGAUUCUUCAAGAACAAGGCUCUCGAAUGUGACUGUGAAGCAGCUGCGCUGUCUCGUGUGUUGGGUCCGACACAAAAUGACGACAUGCAAAACAGAAGAGAAGCUAUUCAGAUUGGAGUUUUUUUAUUUUAUUCCUUUUCUUUCUUUGUAGAAGAACUAAGCAGGAUUGUGCAUGUCAGUUUCACGUUAAAGGGCAGAGUUUCUACGAUGGUCCAGUUUACUCUCAGGGUCUCAGCUUGACAUUCUGAAUACGAAUCCUUACCACCUCCACUCCAGUGAGCAGUUUCUUAUUCAAAGAAAGUGUAUAAUUUGUCAUGUUUUUAAAAAUGUGGUCAAAACCGUACGGUUACCAUAUUUGUGCAUUACAGGUGUUACCAAGGAAACCAUGCGCUGGUGUUGACCAGUGGUGUUUACCAUAUAUUACUUUUUUUUUUUCCUUCUUUAACAUGUACAACCGCAGGUUUUAUAUUUCAGCAUGUUUGUAGACGUCGUGAUGAUGGAACCUCUCUGACCCGCCUAGUGUUAGUCAAACCAGGGAGGAGGGGGAAAGCAUCAUGAUUUACUUCAAGGUUACAGUUACAACAAUUUUUUUUAAGUUUGAGGAAAAAAAAUGUAAAUGUCAAAAGGCGGUGCUGAACUUCGUCUUCCAAAGUUGGAUUCGUUCCAAAUGGUUUCCAGAGAUUUUUUUUUUUUGAACUUGCUAACUUUCAGGAGUUGAGUCAUAACUGCAAAUCCUUUCGUUUAUUGUGACUUUUUAAUUAAUUUAUUUACUUUUUUGCCUCAGCUGUUAAAAACGGCUUUAUUAUUGACACGACAACGACUGUUAGUAGGUAGAAUUAAGUUUUACUGACUGAUGGAGGAGAUGAAAGACACUUUGUGUGUAAAGCAUGAGCACACUAGGGGUGUACCGAUACAAAGUCCAAUACAGCACCAAACAUUGUAUUGGAGCAUAAAGACGCUAAAGUGUACAGUUUGAUAAUUUGAUUGAAAAGCAUUGUCUAGUGUUGGCUUUUUUUGUUUUGUUUUGAAAAGUGAUAUCCGUACACCCCUAAGUGGUGCCACGGUGUAGUUUAUAAUAACGAAUCGUACCUAAAACUGUAGCAGUAUGCAAUCGAGUAGAGACGAAUCUCAGAGCAAUUUCUAAAAAAAAAAAUUCCCAAUCGUUUGCUUCAGUCCUAUUUUAUAGUUUUUAUAUUCGUAUGAAUAAUUUUCUGAUGUUGCCUUUAUGUAAUGACCAACAAAAUGUCUGAAUUUCAUCGCGGUCAGGGACACGCAAGCUAACGGCUUUACCAGGCUACGAGCAUGUCUGCAACACUGUAUAUAGAAUAAAGUGUCGUAUUCAGACAUCAGUAGCGCACGCUGACUUUCCCUACGUCUAUCUUUCACACGCAAAGGGCUUUUAAGGAGUAAAUGAGGUAUAAGUCUCACAGAGGUCCAGACGAGAUCUCGAUACAGCCUGAUCGAGGCUACGUUUACAUGCCUAGUGUUUUUUCUAAGCGAUCAUUUUUCACGUUUACGUACACGGACCGUGGCACCAUAGCGCAGUUUAGCUUUUUUUUUUUUUUUUUUUUUUUAAUAUAAAUACUUCUGUUUACAUAUCGUCAUUCUCAAACUAGUUAAUGUGUCUUAGCAAUCCGAGAACCUUUUGGUCCUCACCAGUGGAGCGAUGACAGACUGGCUCACUGCACCAGUGUCUUGUGAAACAACAUGCCUUCGUUCCCUGAGGCUGAAGAGUGUCGGCCGUCACGGCGCUGCACUUUCUCCGGAACUCACUCGCAGGGAGGUGUAGCCUUCCUCGCAUGGGCACUCAGACGCCUCACUCCCUCUGCACGGUUGCCUAUUUCCCUUCGUUACCCUUGUCUUUUUUUUUUUUUCUUUCUUUCUUUACCCCUUCAUGUAUGGAGCUAAUUUUUUAUUUUUGCAUGCAGUCUGUAUUUUUAAAACAAGCAGAAGCAGACCCAAAAUAGCAUCUGCUCCACCUUAUCACUGCUGUUCCUAUAUUACUAUCCUAUAAAAUGUAUUUUUUUGUAUUGAUAUUUUUAUGCUAUUAUUAUUAUUAUUAUUAUUAUUGUUAUUGUGCUUGCAAGUUAACAACUGAGAAUGUAUAUGAUGGUAAUGCUAGAUCCAGGUCUAUCUUAAUAAAACCUUUGUUGAAUUGCA